This is a messenger RNA of Anopheles merus, 1737 nucleotides long. It is a transcript of the gene Mt2, whose product is annotated as tRNA (cytosine(38)-C(5))-methyltransferase. The record is from RefSeq and is a predicted model, not a curated record. NCBI's taxonomy places the organism in Eukaryota, Metazoa, Arthropoda, Insecta, Diptera, Culicidae. The transcript is spliced from 2 exons. Gene Ontology annotation, molecular function: methyltransferase activity. The coding region runs from base 280 to 1707 and encodes 475 amino acids.
AGCUCCAGCAACUUCUCCGUCGCGCUCUGUUCUUCCAGCUUAAGCUCCGACAGCUCUUUGCACGGGAAGUCAGUCACGUUCGCCGACGGAUGGCGAUGGGUGAACGGCGUCCAGGCACCCUGCACACUCGGCACGUCCGUGUGCCAGUGUUUACGUAAGCGCAUCUCCUCGGCCCGCCCGUUCGACUGUUUCAGCACCUGGAUCCAUUUCGAGAUCUCUUCCCGCGUGUUGUUGCGGCAGUUGAUCCACGUGCGCUCGCCGUUCAGGAACUCAGCCGACAUGACGGCGGUCCGGUGCCGGCGGGGCUUCACGUACACCACGACGCCCGGAUUGGCACGGCUGAAGUCGACCAGCUCUUGCUCGAGGAACUCGCGCAUCCCUUUGCUGGAGCCGCUGGUUUUGCAGUACUUCAGGGUGAUGCGCUGCAGCUGGCAAACGUACCGGCCGAUGCCAUUCUGCAGCGGGGCACGCGGAAAACCUGAUUUAAGAAACAGAUGCGAGUUGGACAUUCUUUUGCAGCGAGAUAAAAGUAGCACACGACCGGCACCGAGCAACCACACUACGGUAGGUAACGAAAACAAACCGUGCCGAUCAGAACUGUCAAAUUUGCUGUCAGCUGAUUUGACAGCUAGGCGCAGGAUUGUUUACGGCAGGCGGAAAACAAUUCAAUUUCCACGCCGCAACACGAUGGAGAGCACGAAAUCUGAACCGCACAGAGUGUUGGAACUUUUCAGUGGUAUUGGCGGAAUGCGAAUGGCGUUGGAGCAGGCAGGGAAAGAGUUUGAAAUUGUCUCCGCCAUCGACGUGAACCCAAUCGCAAACGAAGUUUACAAGCACAAUUUCGGCUCCAAAACGGUCCGCAAUGGAAAUAUACUGAGCCUAACGGCGGAGAAAGUAACCAAACUAAAGGUCGAUACGAUCCUGAUGUCGCCACCCUGUCAGCCCUUCACGAGAAACGGAAAGUUUAACGAUAUCAACGAUCGAAGAAGCGACCCAUUUCUGCACAUUUGCGAUCUGCUGGAUAGGAUGCCGCUGGUAAAGUUCAUACUGAUGGAAAACGUGAAAGGCUUUGAAAACUCACAAGCCUGUGAGAUGUACAAGGCGCGCCUGCGGGAGGCAGGUUUUCACUACCAGCAGUACAUACUAUCGCCGCACCAGUUUGGCGUGCCCAACACUCGCCACCGGUACUACUGUAUCGCAAAACGCAAUGGAGUGGAUUUUAAAUGGAAGAGCGAAGACACUAUUACCACACCGCAAGAUGACUGCGGUGCAAAGCAAACGUUGGUUGGAACGAUUGUGGACACGCAGCAAGACGCAUUGGAUUCGUAUGGGUUGAAAAGUGCUACAUUACUAAAGCAUCUUCCACUGAUGGACGUAUGCACGCCGCAAUCCACCAACUCGAUGUGCUUUACGAAAGCGUACACGCAUUACGCGGAAGGUACGGGUUCGGUGUACUGUCCUCUUUCUAGGCAGGAUUUCGACAAGACCUAUGCCCUUGCGAUGGGUGCCGAGGAGGACGAGGAUCGAAAGCUUGCUUUGCUGCGGGAACUGCGCGUGCGAUAUUUUACUCCGAAAGAAGUGGCGCGAUUGAUGAGUUUUCCAGAGCAUUUUAGCUUCCCAGAGACGGUCACGAACAAGCAACGUUAUCGUGUGCUGGGUAAUAGCAUAAACGUGUUUGUCGUCAGUGUGCUACUACACGAGCUGUAAAUAAAUACGUUGAAUUUGGUGCACAAAACA